Molecule: messenger RNA, 2601 nt
Organism: Amoebophrya sp. A120
Lineage: Eukaryota; Dinophyceae; Syndiniales; Amoebophryaceae
Source: the annotation of a GenBank genome assembly
UUGGUUUUCUUCGUGUGGUCACCACGCUCUGUAAGCAACAAGAUUCUAUCGCGGCCCUAGUUUAGUUUCACUUUCAGUUAAGGAGUCGGAUCAUGAUCCUCACGCCUCCUAGAUUCUAUUUCAAUUUCUGUAGUCGUAGUUGUCCGGCACACGAGGCACAAAUGAUGAGUAGCAGAUUUGCGCAGUAGUGGUAGGCGUCUAUAAUUUACUUUUUCACAACCAUUCUCUCUGUUUGUUGCUAUUCACGAGCAUCUUCACCUAGACAGUACAUUGGUAUACGACAAAAAAAAUUUUUGUUCACCGACUAUGGCAGCCCCAGCAGCAGCUCCCGGCUUUCCCGUUGGGAUGAAGGUCGCCAAGGCCUUUACGGGCGACUUGGACGACAAAAUAGUCGGGAUCGACGUGUCCCGCGACCUGGUUCUCUGCUAUUCGGAGAGGCAAAUCGCCAUCUACGAUGUGACGGAGAGCAAGUUGAAACGCAAAAUCGACCUGGCAGCGGAGAACCCGCCGAAAAUAAAAGCUGGCUCGAAGACAUCAUCCGAUGUCGCAAUGACCGAUGGUGCACCAUCAAAUGACGAAGAUUCUGAGGACAAUAUCGACGAAAGCAUCCAGGUCAGCCGGAAAAACACCGAGCAGCGGAUUGUUCAAGUGACUAUCAAGCAGACCGACCCGAGCUACGCUUUUUUACUGACAAAAACGGUGAAGAAGAGCGAGGAGGUCGGGAGAAACCCAAAUCAGCACGGGGGUGGACAAGUUUUAGCCACCUGUAGUUCUAGCUCAUCAAAUACUGGACAGGACAGGGACGUCGAGAUGACCGAUGCAAACAAGGCUUCUACAGGACAUCCGACGGCAUCCUCAUCCACAAAGGGCGGCUCCUCCUCCUCGACUUGCCCUCCGCGGAUGCAAGCGGACCGCCUGCAACUGCGGGAUCUGUUCCAGGACCAGCUCAUGUUCCAGAUCACCAUGCGACCAGAGAUGCGGGAAAGCAUAAACUUUCUCGCCCUGCACCCGAAUCAAGACACGCUGUUGCUGGGUACUGAUUCGUUCUUCAGUUGUAUCAUGAAUUAAGUGUUGAACGAUAGAAGCGGUUCAUCUCAUGCUCUCGAUGUUGACUCUGACGAUCUUCAUCUUUGCUACAGAUACAGACCAGAUAACUUUGCCACGGGCUCUACUUUUCGCGGCCCCUUGUUACCCUUGAAGAGUCACGUAUACUGUGCAUUGUAACAUCAAAAAAAAAAUCAAUGUCAAAUUUACAAUCUACUUCCACGCAGGCACGACGGGCGACAUAUCCUUGUGGGAUUACUCAAGCUACUUCAAGAAGAAGCCCGGAGGUGUCGUGGUUAACACAACAGCAGCAACCGCGGACAAAGACAAAGACAAAGAGCUCAACUGCCUCGGCCGUUUGAGUAACAUUGGGGACGUCACGUGCGGGGCUUUCGACUCACAAGGAAUGGUCUUCGGCCUGUGCAACGGGAAGAAGUACAGAAUAUUUAUUAACCACCUCGAUACUAGGGAAGAACUUUUAUUUCCUUUGCGUCUAUUACUUGUUCGUUUGUUGUACUAUCGCCUGAGCAUGGUCCUGGUCUGCCCCACACAUCCAUGUUGCUUUUCAGUGAACCAACUGCACAAAUGAACCACGAAAACAGGAGUAUCCACCUCUUCGACUCGAAGACAUUUCUGAAAGGGAGCUUUCUCACGUUCGAUCUCGCCGAACCCUGCUUGCACUUGGAGUUCUCGCCCUGCGGAAAAUAUGUGCUGUGCAACGCAACGUAAAUGCUAUAGCUUUUUCGCUUUUGCUGUGCCUACUUCGGGGAUGUUGUCCAUUUGCGAAUACUGGUUCUAGGUAAUUUAUGUAAAUUUAUGAAGUUGCAGCUACUUUCCUUCGUCAAGGUAAAAGAGAUGAAACGAUUGGUAAGGCAAGCAUGGCAAUCGCAAUCUUCUUCAAACCACUACAGGCACCUUCUUGACGCCUAUGACGGAGACCCGAUUGUGACGUACAAAAUUCCGAAAGCGGCGGACCAAGCGGGAGCAAGGACGUCUACAACUACAACUCCCACCAUCCCGCACUCCGCCGGUUUCUUCAGUCCCGACAGCGCCUUUGUCCUUCACCGCCACGAUGGGAGUGUCUCUUUGUACUCCACGACGAAUGGGGACAUAGAGCGCAUCAUCAACGGCUUCGACACGGGUCUGCCCGUGCACGCAAUGUGGAACCCGGGGAGGCCCAUGAUCGUCACCAGCUCGGGGAACAGUAUGCACUGGUGGGUCUGAUACUGAAUAUAGAGUACUGAAGGAAGCGCAAAAAAUGUUCCAGCGGCAGUUAAUAGGCGUUUGAAGUAGAAGAAGUAUUAAUCGCGGUGAGCUUCUUAUACGAAAGAUGGCCUGUCUCUGAGGCUAAAACAUAUAUGGCAUGAUUGUGCGAAUGCGAUUGAUUAGCAUGAGGUGGUCAACAAUUACCAAGACGCGGACUCAGAAUCUCAAGAAUGGACGGCACAAUGUCAAUUACAAGUUCAUUCACGGCGACAGAACACUACGACAGAGAUACUUUCACCAAAAACAGAUGGCAUCAAUCCUCGUUUGUGGACGAGAGAGAUGCCCUUGCGA